AUGGCUUUCUGUAUCACGUUUGGAACACAUGAGUUCUCGUCUCAGCUCGAGGGCUAUGAGAAUGUUCGUGCAUACUGCUACAACUGCCAACAUUGGAAUGGUUACUGCAUCACCCGAUGGCCGUUUUUCACCGUCUGCUUCAUUCCAGUGAUUCCCCUUGCUACGCACAAGUACAAGGAGGUCCAAUGCCACACAUGCCGUUACACCCAAGACCUACGCGAUUGCAUCAGUGACCGGCCCGAUAUCACGCCUGACACGCGACCUCCGCCAGGCAUGCAAUACGGCAUUCAGCCGCCUCCCCAGGUCCAGGGAGGCUGGCAGCAACAGCCCCCUCUGCAGCCUCCGCCUCAAGCACAGGGUGGACUUGGAUACAAAUGA
Messenger RNA from Penicillium psychrosexuale, 378 nucleotides. Its product is annotated as rhodopsin family protein. The record is from RefSeq and is a predicted model, not a curated record. The transcript is spliced from 7 exons. The coding region runs from base 1 to 378 and encodes 125 amino acids. NCBI's taxonomy places the organism in Eukaryota, Fungi, Ascomycota, Eurotiomycetes, Eurotiales, Aspergillaceae.